Molecule: messenger RNA, 1082 nt
Organism: Bursaphelenchus xylophilus (pine wood nematode)
Lineage: Eukaryota; Metazoa; Nematoda; Chromadorea; Rhabditida; Aphelenchoididae
Source: the annotation of a GenBank genome assembly
AUGAUGGAAGUUCUGGACGGUUCAGUCAUCCUCUCCAUUAUCAGUGUUUCCAUCAGCUUUUUUGGUCUGGUGGUGUUUUGUGGAAGCAAGAAGAACAAGUAUGCGGCGUUCGAGCCUCCGGCGAAGGUCAUGUCCAAUCGACCGGUAGUUCAGGUGAGUAGUCAUCAAAUCACAAAUUAAAAUAUAGCGUUUGUAAAGUUGCACACUAAAAUAUAUAUACCGUUUCUAAAGUUGUAAUGCCUGAUCUUCAGCCUCGUCCUGCCACCAAACCCCCCAGCAAAUCGGAAGAAAAGAAGGAAGCGCCGGCGCCCGAGAAAGCGCCUGAGGUGAAGAAGGAAGAACCCAAAGAGCCUGAGAAACCACCAGCAGCUCCAAAAGAAGUAAGACCAUCACAUUUUAUAUCCUCAUCUAACUGAAGAUAUAAAGAUAUAAAAGCCUCUCAAUUCCAGAAAGAGAAAUCCAAGAAAGAGUCGAAAGAAGAGCCCGAACCCAAGAAGGAUUCAACAAAGUCCAAAAAGAAAAGUGAUGAUAAAAAAGAAAAGAAAUCAAACAAAGACGAGGAGAACGAAGAGAAAAAGGAAGAGAAAAAAGAGGAGAAAAAGGAAGAGAAGGAGGAAAACAAUGGGAAGGCGAGUGACAUGAAGACUGUGGACGACGGAAAGAGCAGGAAACCGGACGACGGAUAUGACAACCUCGAUCCAAACCAAGGAGGAGAGGAGGACAAACGUAAGGUUUUUGAAAACAAUGCCUUCUCUACAGUGGGGGACCUGAUCCGGGUCCCCCACAAAAAACGUACCAUUUUGCAUCCGGGAAGCAUCAAAAAUGUGGCAAAAUGCUUCCCGCUCCAAGUGUCCCCUCCAACUCCGAUUUCAAAAUCGCGCCCGCUUUUUUUGUGAGGGAAAGGGCGCGCUCUUCAAAAAGAAUUCUUUUUUGGGAAGCAUUUUGCCACAUUUUUGAUAUUUUCCGGAUGCAAAAUGGUAUGUUUUUUGCCACUGGAUCAGGUCCCCCAUAUUAGACUAGGUUUCAAUUUAACUAAACUUAAUUUUUCAGUGGUAGAAGUCAACGACGACAAGAAGGAGUAG